AAGAAGAAGCAGACCGAGUAACUAGCGAGUUCGGACGCCAGAGGGAGAGAGAGGAAAGGGUAAAGAUUCACCUGUGGUGUGUGCCGGAUGUGUUGCUUUAUCUGCGGAGCCUAGGGGCGCCGUCUGUGACUAUGUGAUGCUGUAAUUUUUUUAAUGAUAAAUAAAGAACAACAGGCCCUCCGUCAAAUUCAAAAAUAAUAGAAUAAAAUUUCAGCUUGCGCCGUCCUAUCAUCAUCAUCAUCAAUAAUUCAACAUGGCGAGCGCAAAUCUUCCAGAAAGCUUGGUGGAAGACAUCCUGUCAAGGCUUCCCGUGAAAUCUCUGAAGCGAUUCACGUGUGUAAACAAGUCAUGGUCUACUCUUUUCCAAAACCCAGGUUUCAUUGCCAAACACCACCGUCAUUUUUCUCAAAAAAACCCAACUCUUCUUGUCAGUCAUCGAGAACUUAUCACCAAAAACACUGUCUUGUCUUCGCACCCUGUUUCUAAUGAUAAUGGCAGUCUUGAUCUCAAUCUGGAAACCCCUUUUUUCAAUGAUGACAUGCAGGAACUGAACAUAUUGGGUGCCUGCAUCAACGGGGUAAUUUGCCUCUACGAUCGUCCCUUUCUGAUUUCUAAUCAACAUCCCAAUGAUGAUCUCUACCGCAUAGCCUUAUGGAAUCCAGCAAUCAGAGAAUUCAAGGUCCUUCCCACACGUCAUGUUCAUUGUCCAUCUCACGUGGACUACACAUAUGAAGGUUUUGGAUUUGGUUAUGAUCACAAAUCUAACGACUUCAAGGUGGUUAGAAUCGUCUCAUUUUGGGAUGAUUCAAUUGUAGGACCAGACCGUCCUCCUCUAGUUGAGGUUUACACACUAAGUACUGAUUCUUGGAGGCAGAUUGACACCGUUUUAGAUGCUUCAAUCUUAAGUGAUCCUUGUAAAUCUGAAAUAUACUUGAAUGGAGCUUAUCAUUGGUUGGCUUAUCGCAGCGAGCAACCUUGGCCACACGGUGAUACUGAGCUUAUUAUAUCCUUUGACAUGAGCAACGAGGUUUUUCAAAUAAUAAAGAUGCCAGAGUUGGAAGAUGUUUCUGGCAUGAUUCUGAAAAAUUUUUCUGUGUUAAAUGAUUGUCUUGCUUUGAUUUUUUAUAGUGCAGAAGAGACUGUGACGGCGAAAAACUUUGAUAUAUGGAUGAUGUAUGAAUAUGGGGUCAAGGAGUCUUGGAUCAAACAAUUUGUAGUAGGACCAUUAGUUGGAAUUGAGAGGCCAUUAGGAUUUGCCAAGAAUGGUGAGCUUCUUUUGGUGGGUAACAAUGGACUGGUAGUUUUGUAUAACUUUGGUUCUGGAGAAACUAAGAAACUUGAAGUUGGAGGGCUUCCAGACUCGUUUCAUGCAUUGCAGACUAUAGCUUAUGUGGAGAGUCUAGUUUCAAUCACAAGUAGAAUUGUGUUUCAGAAUUAGAGUUCCUGGGUUCCUAAUUAUUUGUAUACCAUAGGUUUUGCCUUUUUAAUUUCAUUUUUGCAUU
Molecule: messenger RNA, 1502 nt
Organism: Quercus robur (English oak)
Lineage: Eukaryota; Viridiplantae; Streptophyta; Magnoliopsida; Fagales; Fagaceae
Product: F-box/kelch-repeat protein At3g06240-like
Exons: 2
Coding region: 254-1438 (394 amino acids)
Molecular function (GO): protein binding
Source: RefSeq, a predicted model, not a curated record